GCCUUCGACUCGCUGGCUUUUUCCAUCCGCUUGGUUGCAUCGGAGCUUUCACUGAUCGGAAGCCAUCUCCGAGAGUAAAGCGACAUGGGUGCUUCGGAAUCCUCACUCUCAAGCUCUCAGAAAGCGCGGCCAGCUGAUGUAAUCUCCACCGUCUCGGAGCGAUCAGAAGCUGUUGACCCCAUAUUAGAGAGGCUCAAAUCCCUUAAAAUCACAACACCGAUAUUGCAAUCACCCCCUACGGAAGGUAGCCUGACAGAUAUCUUAGUAAGGAAACCGCCCUCUUCUUCAAAUGCUGUUACCGUGAAUCCCCAAGUGCUUUUGGAGCUUUUCUCAGUGUACCGUAAUUGGCAGGAUGAACGGGUCCAAAAGAUCAACAAGAAUCAGGAAGAUAUCGAAAACAAGAUCGAAGUCACCGAUGCUUUGGCUGUUAAACUUCUUCAACGCUUAAAUUUUUCGGUUUCUGCAGUGAAAACAGCUUCCGAACAUCUAUCCGAAGUUCACGCACUGAAAGUGGAAAUUGGUGAGCUUAAGGGAAGAUUGACAGAAGUUAUUAGUAAUUGCGAUGCAAUAUGCAAAAGAAUUUCUUCAGAAGGACCAGAGUCUCUUCGGUUAACUAUCAAGCCAUUUGUUGUUGCCACCACCGACUCGGGGUCAUCCUGUAAUUCAUCUUCUCAGCAAGUAGAUUUGAAUACAAAUCCACAUCCCCAAGAACCCAAAUUAGGUUGAUUCUUUAUUGGAACAUUUUGCAAUCUUAGAAAACAAAGAUUUCAUAGCAAAAGAUGGUAAAUGUGCCAAUUCUUGAAACAUUGGAUGGAUAUCAAUCCCAUGUUGUGUAUAUAUAGUGACUUCAUUUUUCAACA
This is a messenger RNA of Cucurbita maxima (winter squash), 860 nucleotides long. RefSeq lists its product as uncharacterized. Lineage: Eukaryota; Viridiplantae; Streptophyta; Magnoliopsida; Cucurbitales; Cucurbitaceae. The transcript has 6 exons. The record is from RefSeq and is a predicted model, not a curated record. The coding region runs from base 85 to 726 and encodes 213 amino acids.